Molecule: messenger RNA, 1179 nt
Organism: Diaporthe batatas
Lineage: Eukaryota; Fungi; Ascomycota; Sordariomycetes; Diaporthales; Diaporthaceae
Exons: 2
Coding region: 120-1178 (352 amino acids)
Source: RefSeq, a predicted model, not a curated record
ACCAACCCUUUGUUUCCUUUCCUCUGCCCACCUCCCACUGCUCCAACAGCAAUCCGACCCAGCACGCUGCCAAUGCAUGCUGCACUGCUCGGACUCCUUAAUAUUCCCCCUUCAUCGCAAUGACCUCCAAGAGGGCUUCUGUCCCCAUCCCCAAGCCACCUGUCCCUUACAAACCCAACGCCUGCUUCGAUAUCAGACCGCACGAGCCCCCGCCACCCUUCGGCGGCAACUCGUACCUCGAGCCAAAUCCUGCCAAGUGGGUUGCACACCCUUGGCCUAAUUUCGACGACGCACCCGACACUGUUGUCGAGCAGGCCCUCCAGCACCCACCCUGGAAGACAGAACUUCCUUCUGACCAGGCUAUACGCCGCCUCAAGGUUACACAGGAGAUCCGUUGUGGUGAUCCAUGCAAUGCACAAGUCGUGAGGUGCGAUGUUGACGGAAACGACUUCGUUGCCAAGAUCUAUGACCCUUUUCAUAUUGAGCUUGAGAAGUGUAUUGAUUUGGAGCUUUCACCUACCUACUUUGCCGAAUUCUUCUACUCCUGUGAGGCGGCCGCCUAUAAGAGGAUUAGCGAGAAAGGCUUGGACGGAAAAUAUACACCCAGCUUCAAGGGCUGCUGGUAUCUAAAACGACCUAUCUACGAUGCCGAGGGCCACCUUAUGACCUACCGUGAGGUCCGCCUUAUCCUGCAGCAGUUCAUCCCUGGUGAUACUAUGCAGAACAUAAUUGAACGCAAGGAGGUUGAUAAUAUCGACCCUGAAGUUCGGAUGGAUUUACUGGACCGCGUCAUGGAGGCCCAGAGCCAGCUUGCGUUCAUCGGGGUACAAACAGACGACAUGCAUCCUAGAAACUUGAUGGUAUGGAAGGAUGCGAACAAUUCGAAUAAUUGGCAAAUUACUCUGAUUGAUUUCAGCCACUCUCGCGUUCGAGACCUACCCACCUCUACGUGGCGGAUACACAGACUUUUAGACACACGGCUACCUCAAUCACCGAUCUCCUGUUCGGGGCGGUGUUGGCCGCCCAGAUGUGGUGGCUGGAUUCCAAAAGAAUUCCGAUGCGACACGAAGCAAAGCUUUGACAAAAGACUUCAGCGGAUGAGGGACCGUUGGGAAGGCUCGGACCAAUAUGAGCCCGUCAAUGAAGAGUGGAUGCCUAAGUAUAGCCAUAGGGGCUAGG